GCAGUUUGGGGGUGGGUUGGUUUAGCUCCUGCCAACGCCGCACAUCUCUCCCAGGCUUCAGCUCCUUCCUGAUGUGUAACAAAAAUGGCUGAGAGUGCCGAUUGGGUGGAGAUCAUUGAGCCUCGGACCCGGGAGCGCAUGUACGUUAACCUGGUGACCGGCGAGUGUGGCUGGGACGCCCCCCAGAACGUGUGCGUCAGGCAGUCCAACGACAACCAGUGGUGGGAGCUGUUCGACCAGAACAAUAACCGCUUCUACUAUUACAACGCGCUUACUAAACAGACCGUGUGGCAUCGGCCCCAGAACUGCGAUGUGGUGCCCCUGGCAAGACUUCAGGCCAUGAAAAGGAACUCUCAGUCCGAGAGCCGGGUCCGGCUGAGUGGAGACUGCGCUCAGCUCCUGGUCAGCGGCAGCGGAGAGGGCCGUGGGUUCUCAGCCCAAGUGACGGGAGUCCAGGAUGCCGAGAGAGGAAAGAAGGCUGUUGGAGCCUUACAGGAUUCAGUGGGCAGGAAGGAGUCUGGAAGGUCCACUUCCCCUUGGCAGCCGGUUCCGGGCAGCAAGGCCGCCAUGUUGGUCAAAGUGGACAACGGAACAAGCACGGCAGUGCCUCAGCAACCUCCCAUCCCGGCCGUCAGCCUCCAAAAAUCUCCGACAGUCAAAGCCCUCGGCCACAAUCCUGCCCCCCCACCCCCCCCACCACCCCCACCGCUGGGCGGGAGCCUCCCUCUGGCCGGGAAGACCCCCUCUUCCUCUCUGGAACACAAGCCCUCGCUGCACUUGAAGAAGACGGAGAACGGGGGCUUCUGCCUGGUGCUGAGUAACUCUCCGUGUCAGACUCCACAGCCUGGCCCCGGCCUGGCUCAGCAGCCCUCCUCCCCCAAGUGCGCCUCCUCUGCCCCCAUUUACGACGAGCCCCCCAUCGAGUCGCCCAUCUACGAUGAGCCGCCCAUGGAGGUGGAUCCCGCGAGCCUGGCUCAACACCAGCCGUCACAGCAGCAGCAGCAGCAGCAGCAGCAGCAGCAGAAGGUCCCGCCUCCGCCCCUCAAACUGCUCCAGACCCCUGGCUUCCCAGGACAGCAGCAGCAACCGCCGCCGGUGGUGACCAAGCACGCGAGGAAACCAUCCAACACUGAGUACAGCCCGGCCGGCAGGGAGUACAUCAAGCACAUGGUCAACAUCGACCAGUCUUCCAAGCAGUCGCUCUCUCCCACCGGGAGCUGUGACCGGGCCACGCGGGCGUACGCAGCGGGAGGUGCCUUGACGGCGAAGGACGGCAACAAGCAGCCGUGGAAACUGCUGGAUGUGAACUCCAUCAAGAGCAUUGACGGGCAACACAGCCGCCAGAGCAGCCUCCAGUCGCAAGAGUAUCCCAUCUCGGUGGUCAGCCAGCAGGACUCGGGCUACUCCACAGGCCCCUCCCCCAGCCUGCGGAGGAGGAAGGGGAGGAGGACGAUGGCUGGACAGGCCAGGCCAGGGUCUCUGGGCAGCACCAGUGAGCUCAACGUGCUGAAUGACAAGCUCAUGGCUGAGAUGAGAGCCGUGGUGAACCGCUCGGCGGUGAUCAGGGGCAGCCGGGCCAGCCUGAACGCCGAGCUGGCCGAGACCUGUAUCCUGGCCGACAUUCACAAGAUCCGGCUGCAGUGCGAGGGGCGGCAUGUCCGGCCAUACUCCGGACGGGGUUCCCGGGACGACGUGUCGGCCAGCAAUAGGUCCCUGCACAAAACCAGCCCCGACGUCAGGGCCUCAGUCGACGGGGAACUGGCAACGCAACAGGAGGUGGCAAUCCGGCAGAAAAGGACUUUCGAGAAAGUGGAUUUCUCCUGUAAUUCGCUGGAAAAGAGCCUCACAAGUCAGAUUAGCCUGAACUCACCAGACCCAGUCCGCAACCCGCCACAGAAUAUUAGCGGCAGCCCCCAGAGUACCCCCGGAGGGCAGGCCUGCACGGUGGGCUAUCAUUUCUCCUACACUACGCUGAGGAAACCACUGCCAGAGAAGAGCAUGGCGGACUGGGCUUCCAAACACCUGAACAUGCAUACACAGGGCAUCUUCCGUCGCAGGAUCUCCAUCGCCAACAUGCUCUCCUGGGUCAACUGCUCCAUCAAGAAGCCCAUGUUGAUCACCAGCGAUCGGACCAUCAAGAAGGAGGCCUGUGAACUGUUCAAACUGGUGCAGAUGUACAUGGGGGACAGGCAGAGCCGGAUGGAGAGGGUUCCCAUCGCUUUGGUCAUCGUCACCAAGUGCUGGUCCAUGCAGGGCAUCAGGGAUGAGUUCUACAUCCAGCUGUGUAGGCAGACCACCGACAACCUAUCCUACAAGAGCUUGGCCUCUGGCUGGGAACUGAUGGCUGUCUGCCUAGCCUUCUUUUCCCCGUCUCCCAAAUUCCAGUCUUACUUGGAAGGCUAUAUCUACCGGCACACAGAUCCCAGUAAUGAUGUAAAAGUAACUCAGCGAAUCAAAGAAUUGCUGGAAGUUAAAAAUAAGAAGUUCUCCAAGUCGAGAAAGAAGAGGAAACAGAACAGUGACGAGGAGGAGGAUCUUGCCAUCAGCACGUACGCAAAGUACUGUUAUCGCAAGCUUCAGAAAGUGACAGUGACCGGAGGAAAGAAGGGCCUUAGAAAACCAACGAUUGAGGAAAUCCAUCACGCUAAAAACGCCAUUGUUACACCGUCCAUGUUUGGCAGCUCUCUGGAAGAGAUCAUGGAGAGGCAGCGGGAGAGGUACCCGGAGAGGAAGCUUCCUUGGGUACAGACUCAGCUGUCCAACAAGGUCUUAGCACUGGGCGGAGCACAGACCGAAGGCAUUUUCAGAGUGCCUGGGGACAUCGAUGAAGUCAAUGCCCUGAAAUUGCAGGUUGACCAGUGGCGGAUCCCAGAGAAUCUUGCUGACCCCCACAUACCAGCCUCGUUGCUGAAGCUAUGGUACCGGGAGCUGGAGGAGCCUCUCAUCCCACAGACCUUCUACCCGCUCUGUGUCAACAACUACGAGAACCCGGAGGCCGCCGUCGCCGUGGUGGCCUCUCUGCCCGAAAUAAACCGCCUGGUGCUGGGUUACCUCAUCCACUUCUUACAGAUUUUCGCUCAGCCGGCCAACGUGGGCAAAACCAAGAUGGACGUGAAUAACCUGGCCAUGGUCAUGGCCCCCAACUGCCUGCGCUGUCAGUCCGACGACCCGCGGAUCAUCUUUGAGAACACUCGGAAGGAGAUGUCCUUCCUCCGCCUGCUAAUCGUGCACCUGGACACCAGCUUCAUCAAAGGAGACCUGUGAGACAGUCGCUCGGACACGUGGGGUGGGGUGGAGCUACGUCUCAUUGGCAGUAAAGUGUCGCGAGAGCGUGUGUGUGCACGCGGGAGUUUGCGUGUGUGUGUGUGUGCGCGCGCGUCCCUCCUAUGUCGCUUCCUUUUCUCGUAGCAAGACAAUCAUCGCCCACAAAGCUUUGCCCUCGAACAGCAAGAUGGGACUGGAGCCACCACACCAAGCCUCGUGUCACCCCCGCGUCAUCCCCAGCAGAAAGCCCGCCGUGCGGUAACACUUCCCUCUGUGAGGACCGAAGGGUCCCGGUGCCGUGUUUGUGUGUUUGAGACAUUCGCCGCCCUGAAGAGAUUUAAUUUUUUUUGUUGAAAUUUGUUCCAUUUGGGCUCUGCGUGAGCCUCUGUCAACAGGGCUCUGUGCGAACUUCUGUCAACAGGGCUCUGUGCAAGCGCAACGGCUUGUGAACGAGCCGAGGUGGGAAGCAUCCCAACAAGCGACUGGGGUUUCAGUCCUCACUGGGUAAGGUGCGAAAAGGCUUAGAUCUCAACGCGUUGCACUUUUGGAGGGGAGGUGGGGGGGUUGCAGAAGAAAGAAAGAAAGAAAGAAGAGUUUUACAAGAUUCCUGACCCAACUUUUUGGCAGGACUGGACGCGGAGUGUCACCAUGGAAACUGGAAAAUGUCAAUCUUUGUCUCAGUGAGCGAGCGCAGCCACCACUUUCUGUUCAACGUUUCAUGUUGUGUUUUUUUUUGUUUGUUUGUGUUAUUUAAAGAAAAGCAAGGCGAGCCCAUGGUUUUAAGUUUGGUUUAAAAAAAAUUAUUGGGUGACAAAUAACCCUUGAGGGAGUGGGAGAAGGUAUUAACAAUCUUCCAGUGGCUCAAACACUCCCUGAGCAGGUGAACGAGAGACGCAACUUGCAUUCCAAGUUACACGACAGAGCGCGGUGCUAACACUGGACUCUUAACUCAUGGGUUUGUUUGUCUUUUGAUCGAUCUGUGAAGUGCCCUGUGAUGUGAGGGCACACUGUAGCGCUCUUUAAAUCAAAGAGCUUUUGCUUUUCAAGUCUACAGAUACCAUAUUUGCUUUUUUGACAUGUCUCAACGACGUAAUAAGGUGCUAUAUCAAAUGCAAGGAAU
Molecule: messenger RNA, 4384 nt
Organism: Callorhinchus milii (elephant shark)
Lineage: Eukaryota; Metazoa; Chordata; Chondrichthyes; Chimaeriformes; Callorhinchidae
Gene: arhgap46b
Product: Rho GTPase activating protein 46b
Exons: 10
Coding region: 85-3264 (1059 amino acids)
Biological process (GO): signal transduction
Cellular component (GO): cytoskeleton; cytoplasm
Molecular function (GO): GTPase activator activity; protein binding
Source: RefSeq, a predicted model, not a curated record